UAAACUGCCCUCAUUUACAAGAAGAAGAAGAAGAGCUCCUCGCCCUCCAAACAGAUUUACAGUAGGAACAAGGUUAUGGCUAUAAGGGAUACGGAAAGAGCUCAAAGACAUGAAGUUGGCUGAACUAAUAGUGAAAGAGUUUGGCCAUCCGACACGAUCAGUGGCAGGGUGGCUGAUCAGUAAGUUGCUCACAGUGUGCAACCGCGUUCUUGAGGAGAAUACGGUCCAGCUGUGUGGGAUCCGACCUGAGGACACAGUCCUGGAGCUGGGUCACGGCCCGGGUCAUGGUCUGCAGUCAGCAGCCAAACUGCUCACAGAGCCAACAGGCCACCUUAUAGGUGUGGAUUACUCUGCAUACAUGCAUCAGAUGGCAAGUGAUCGAAUGAAGGAUUUUGUGGCCACUGGGAAAGUGACCCUAUACCACUGUGAUGUAGAAGCAAUGCCUCUGGCGGACAGCAUUGUGGACAAAGUCUUUCAUUGUAACUGCUACUACUUCUGGUCUGACCUUGAGAAGGGAGCCACAGAGAUACACCGGGUAAUGAAACCAGGAGGCUUGAUGGUGACCACGCUGAGGCUGUCAAACUGGCCCCAAGAGCCCUACAUGACAGCUCUGAGAGACUCUGGCUUUACUGAUGUCAGAAUGGAAGACAAACAGCACAAAAACAUUACUUUUCAAGCUAUAUAUGCCACUGCCUCAAAAUGAGAUUGAAAUCAAACCGCAAUUAAGAGAUUGUGGGUAUUAUAGCCCACUUUUGCUAUUAUCUGGUUUUACGUGGGAUUUUAAAUUGCCCUUAAUGGUACUUUUAAAAGUUGGUUCUCCUCUCUAUGGCAGAUUUGAAAAACCGGAAGAGGACAAAUAUAUUUUUAAAAACAGUACAGAUUAUUUGUUUUUGUUUAAUAACUGAAUUGCUGGAGAGGAAUGAACACGAGCCCCUCCAGUCAGUUAUCGAAACGUCUGUUCUUAGGCAAGCUCGGAGGAUAGUGACUGACCCAUCACAUAUCCUCCACACAGAAUAUGAGCUCUUACCCUGUGGCAGACAAUACAAAGUCUCUUGCUGUAAACCCACGACCAUUUUAAAAACGAAUGUGUUCCUACCACUGUUAAACAUUUAGACAACGCUGCUUGAGGCCGUAGACAUUUUGCAAUAGUUUCAUGGUGUUUUACUGGGGGGUGAAGAAAAUACUGUAUGUGUUUUUACCUUCAGGAUGUGUGCAAUACUGUAUGUGCAAUUUAUUGCUGUGACUUCUACAAUUGGUGCUGGAUUGUUAUAUAUUUAUUUGUUUUUAACCUAUUCAUGUCUACAGCUAGGGAUCCAAAACAAAUUUCCCUAAAAGUAUGUAGUAUAGUAUCAAGGGAGUUUAAAUGCUUAGGUGUUUCCCACCUGGAUGUCGUCAGACAAUUCACCUUUGGCUGAACAGACCCUUUGUCUUGAAAACAAAGGCAUGCAAAACACUAUAUGAAAGAAACCACCCUGUUCUGAGGGGGGGACCAAGCCAAGUAUAAAUAGAGAGAGAGCACUUGCCCACCUGGGUGCAUAUUACAAACCAACGUUUGCAUUGUGUGCCAUGCUCUGAGCAUUAAAAGUGUGACAAUACUG
Molecule: messenger RNA, 1598 nt
Organism: Etheostoma spectabile (orangethroat darter)
Lineage: Eukaryota; Metazoa; Chordata; Actinopteri; Perciformes; Percidae
Exons: 4
Coding region: 110-703 (197 amino acids)
Biological process (GO): sterol biosynthetic process
Cellular component (GO): endoplasmic reticulum
Molecular function (GO): sterol 24-C-methyltransferase activity
Source: RefSeq, a predicted model, not a curated record